Molecule: messenger RNA, 1126 nt
Organism: Vespa velutina
Lineage: Eukaryota; Metazoa; Arthropoda; Insecta; Hymenoptera; Vespidae
Gene: mRpL4
Product: 39S ribosomal protein L4, mitochondrial
Exons: 3
Coding region: 444-1007 (187 amino acids)
Biological process (GO): translation
Cellular component (GO): ribosome
Molecular function (GO): structural constituent of ribosome
Source: RefSeq, a predicted model, not a curated record
GCACGUCGUCGUUGCGUCGUCGUCGCAACGUCACUUACGUCUUCGUACACUUUCAAAGAAAGUAAUAAAAACGUUAAACGUUAAUCCAACGAUGCACACGUGUACCUUUUCCUUCUCUUUUUUGAAAUCGAUUAUGCCGAAAGUGUGAAUCUAUCGACGUUUCUUCAAAUAAGAGAAGAGAAAAGAAGAAUUGGUAGAAACGACGAGUUGCGUGUAUUAGUGUUGAUCCCUCGCGUACACUGUUCUGGUAUUAACUGACAUAGCCGUGUUGAGCGCUUGAGAAAUAAUUUGUGACCGUCGUCGUGCUAUUGGCUGAAGACGAUUGGAGCUUCCAUAGAAGAGGUAGGGGUGGAAAAACCCAUCUGAACCGGGCAGAUCGCCCUCAACGGACGGAGCGAUUCGAUAAGGAUAGAGUUUGAAUAUAGAGUUAACAUGGUUAUACCAUGAAUUUAAGUUAUGCGCAUACAAAGACUCGUGCAGAGGUAAGAGGAGGUGGUAGAAAACCUUGGAGACAAAAAGGUACAGGAAGAGCACGUCAUGGUAGUAUAAGAUCACCUUUAUGGAGAAAAGGUGGUGUUAUUCAUGGCCCACGAUCACAUACAACUCAUUUCUAUAUGUUACCAUUUUAUACUCGUAUUGCUGGGCUUACAUCAACAUUAUCCGUUAAACUUGCUCAAGAUGAUUUACAUUUGAUAAAUGAUUUGGAAAUACCUUCCAAGGAAUCAUCUUAUAUAGAACAACUGAUCGAAGAAAGAAAUUGGGGCCCUUCUGUCCUUAUUGUAGACAGUGAAGAUAUUAUGCCAAUUAAUUUGACAAUAGCAACUGAUACGAUACCCCAUGUAAAUUUGAUGCCUGUCUAUGGUUUGAAUGUGUACAGUAUGCUAAAACAUGAUACAUUAGUAUUGACACAUCGUGCAGCACGAUUAAUAGAAGAAAAAUUGCUAUUUCAUUUAAAUAGGGCAGAUAGUAAUAAAUUUUUAAAAAAAUUCCAGCUAAGUCAACAGUAAAAGAAUUACUUACAUCAUUUAAUCGAAACUUUAUUUACAUAGAUUAUUUUUACUUAGUGUAUGUAGUACCAUAUUCAUUUUAUUUUCCUGUAUUAAAAAAAUAAAUUUCUUCUAAUAUA